AUGCAUUCAUCAGAUGAAGGAGCGCCCAAGCGCACGGCGCGCGCCUGCGAUUCUUGCUAUAGACGCAAGAUCAAAUGCGAUGCUGCCGUGCCACAGUGCAAUUGGUGUAGCCACCAUAACCUCCCAUGUACUUUUGAUCGAGUUAUUACACGAAAGCGGAAGACGGAAAAUGAGGGAAAUCGGCCUAAAGCCUCGCGGCUGUCAGAGCGCAUCAGCCGCAUUGAACAGCUCCUAGCGGAGAAUUUGAUAAGGGAUUCAAGUCCUGCCCCACCGGAUCUAUCAGAGACCGCCUAUGACUACUCAACGCCCAGUAGCUCCCCCAGCACUGUCAGCAGCUUCGCACCCCAGCUAUCAUAUUCUGUGGGAGUGCAUUUCGCUGGCCGAGAACUGGGUGCGAUCAGUCUUCUGACAGGCGUCCCAUUCCUUCUACCUGAAGGGCAAGCCUGGAUCCAGUCUCGCACCGGACAGACCGUCGCACACGACAAGCUGAGUCCUAUGCAUGCACCAUGGGAGAAAGAGCGCGCCCAAAGUAACAAGAACUUAUUGAUGAGUUUGACGAGCGAGAAUUUAUUCGAUCUUCCUGAUUGGCGUGUCGUACGGUUGUACUUUGAAGCCUACAGAAGCUCUGCUGUAAUGCGGCGGAUCUUUCCGGUUAUCGACUGCGAUUUAUUCGAAGAGACUAUCCAUGCAGCUUACCAGCAAUCGAGCUCGAGUUACCGACAGACCAGCAGCCGAGCUUGUGUCACUGCUUUCCUUGCAUUUGUUUGCCGCCUGCCUCCAAUAAAGGAGCUUACCCAGGAGACGCCAAUUGAUCACGAAACCCUGGCUGGCAAAUGUCAAUUUUUGAUAGCCCAAGUUCUGCAAGAACCUGCAACUAUGGACGCUUUACAGGCUGUCACAAUGCUGACGCUAUAUGAACUCGCUUCGGGAAACAUGCGGGUGACGAAUUAUUUAGGGGCAGUUGCUGCACGACAAAUCUUCAUGCUAGGUGCAAAUCUCUGUCAAAAUCGAACGUCCCCAGUCAGUGAGCGCAGCCAGAAACGCCAAAAUCACCUCCGCAAUCUCUUUUGGAUCUGCUACACCUUAGACAAGGAUGUUGCCCUUCGCACUGGUCAACCACCCGUCAUAGUUGACGAAAAUUGUGACUUGACCAUGCCAGAAGGAUAUACCGAGCGAGCAUUCUCUGAUCCGGAGAAAGAUGAUAAUCCUAAUGUGGAGCCGGUCUUUCCUUUUGAUUUGCGUCUGAGCAUGCUCAAGUCUCGAACUCAAAGUCAUUUGUACUCGGUGAGCGCGAUGCAAAAGUCUGACGCCGAUUUAUUGAAAUCUAUACGGGAAUUGGAUGAUGAAUUGGAGGAGUGGCGGCUGUCAAUUCCGCCCCAGUGGCGUCCGACAAUGUCGUUCUCGCAAGAGACCUCCGAUCCGAAUAUGAGCAUGCAUUCAGUCAUGUUGCGGGUUAAUUACUAUUUGUGUAUGAGCGUCAUUCACCAGGCGAGCAGUCGGUGCAAGGCGUGGAUGCAGGGUAGUGGGAUGAUGGACGGGGUGAGUUCGAGUUUGGCUCUGUCGGUGGAAGCUAGUCGGUCAACACUCUGUUACCUGGGAGCUGCGGAGCAUGUGCUAGUAGAGGGAGUUUUCUGGACACUAAUAUUCUACCCCAUGUCCGCACUCCUCACUAUUUUCUGCAGUAUCCUCCAGAAUCCACUGGAUCCACGCUCGCGUGAUGAUUUGGAUCAUUUGAAAAUGGCCACCGUUAUGAUGGCUCGCAUUUUCUCACGAAAUUUGCCCGAAACCGAGGUCGAGCACCUGAAGCUGGUGGCUGACUUUGUCACUGAGCUCAAGCGGCUGGCCGAGUGUGCCAUUGACAAGGCAUGGCGGGAGCAGAGCGCCAGCUCUCAUAUGGCAUCAUAA
This is a messenger RNA of Penicillium subrubescens, 1905 nucleotides long. RefSeq names its product putative C6 transcription factor. The transcript is spliced from 6 exons. The record is from RefSeq and is a predicted model, not a curated record. Lineage: Eukaryota; Fungi; Ascomycota; Eurotiomycetes; Eurotiales; Aspergillaceae. Gene Ontology annotation, biological process: DNA-templated transcription; regulation of DNA-templated transcription. Gene Ontology annotation, molecular function: DNA-binding transcription factor activity, RNA polymerase II-specific; DNA binding; zinc ion binding. Bases 1 to 1905 code for a protein of 634 amino acids.